Messenger RNA from Mercurialis annua (annual mercury), 965 nucleotides. RefSeq lists its product as uncharacterized. The record is from RefSeq and is a predicted model, not a curated record. Bases 36 to 965 code for a protein of 309 amino acids. Gene Ontology annotation, molecular function: zinc ion binding. The transcript has 3 exons. Lineage: Eukaryota; Viridiplantae; Streptophyta; Magnoliopsida; Malpighiales; Euphorbiaceae.
UGAUUGCUCUUGCAAUUGAAGGGAACAAUCACAUCAUGCCGAUAGCCUUUGCCAUUGUGAAGUCGGAAACUGCCGCAUCCUGGAGGUAUUUCAUGAGGAUGUUGAAGAGGUAUGUUUUGGGUGAGCGAAAGGUGUGUAUCAUAUCUGAUCGCGGCUCCGGUAUUAUGAGUGCCAUGGAGGGGCCUGAGUGGGCGGGUGAUACCCACAAGUGGUGUAUUAGACACCUAGUGAGCAACUUCCACAACGCCUUCAAGAAAAAAUAUCUCAAAAAACUUGCUGAAAAAGCUGGACGCGCAUACCAAGAGCAUAAAAGAGAUCGGUACAUGUCAUUGAUAGAGGCGGAUUCACCUGAGGGUUAUGCAUAUCUUGACCGCCUUGAUGUUAGAAAAUGGAGCAUGAGUGGCGACACGUCUGGAAUGCGGCAUGGUGUGAUGACAACAAACUACGCUGAGUCGGUCAACGCGAUGUUAAAGAAUAUUCGGGGGCUCCCUAUCACAGCCAUGUUGGAAGCAAUAUUUAACAAGGUCAACUCCGUAUUCAUUAAGCAUGUGAACGACUACAAAAUGUGGUUGGCAUCCGGUUUCGUGUGGACUCCAGUCUGUGCACACAGAAUUGAGACUUGGGAAAAUAAGUCAAAGACUCAUACGGCUUCACAGUUCAACGUGGCACAUAAGGUAUUCAAUGUCUUGACCCAGUGCGACAAUGUAAGACAAAAGGGUGGCAAUACACAGCAAGUUCGUCUACUGGACGGGACAUGCACCUGUGGAAAAUUUCAACAGUGGAAAAUUCCGUGCUCCCAUGCGAUAGCUGCCUGCAACCAAUACGGAGAGAACUACCGUGACUACAUUUCAUGGUAUUACAAAUGCGAGGAUCUGACGAGGGAUUUCUGUCUCGCACUAGCUGUACGACUAGAAGGAGCGCUGUUUUGUCGUUCGCUAGGUUGGACCACCGUAUUCGGUCGAUGA